Molecule: messenger RNA, 7380 nt
Organism: Polyodon spathula (Mississippi paddlefish)
Lineage: Eukaryota; Metazoa; Chordata; Actinopteri; Acipenseriformes; Polyodontidae
Gene: kcnh2b
Product: potassium voltage-gated channel, subfamily H (eag-related), member 2b
Exons: 16
Coding region: 1666-5292 (1208 amino acids)
Biological process (GO): membrane repolarization during action potential; potassium ion transmembrane transport; regulation of ventricular cardiac muscle cell membrane repolarization
Cellular component (GO): membrane
Molecular function (GO): inward rectifier potassium channel activity
Source: RefSeq, a predicted model, not a curated record
UGAGUUAUAUUAUAUCCCGGGAAUCUGGACUGCUACACCGUGCACAAGACAAAGAACAUAGCCCAACAAAACGGGAUCCCAGCAUUGGCGAAUGACGGGACAGCGUUCUAAAUUCUGGAAAUUACAGGGGUAGAGGAAUAAAGAGAGAGACAGAAGCGUAGGAGCAGCAGAGAGUAAGCAAGCUGAACACAUCAACCCGACCGCUCCCUGACGAGCCUGUGUUAUGAGUCUGUCUGUGUGACUAAAUAAGGGAUGCGUGCAUGAGCCUGGUUCACAUUCUGAACCAUUUUAAAAUAUACAUUUUCCUUUUUAACCUGAGAGACACUACCCUCCAAAGAAGCGUAUUCUAGCAUACAGAGUGCUCUUCGCGGAGAAAGGUCUAUACACAUUGAAAGACGACCUGGUAAUAAACCAUAAAUAUAGUUUCCGAGGGGGAAAGAAUGACGGCUAAAUUGACACUUUAAUUGACCCCGGAAGGCAGGAACAAAAGCAAUGCGUCUGAAGAAGCGAGGGCUGAUGUAAACAGACACAUCCACCAUCCCCUGGGACCGGGAAACUCUGCAACUGGGCUCCGUGACUUUCAAAAAACCUUCUCCACGCUGCCUUGAAAAAGUGCACAAUAUGGGCACAGCUGUGAACCAGUGCAAGAAGCUGACGUCUAUGAGAAAAUGGAAAAAAUUUAAGUAAACAAAUUUAAAAAAAACAAACAAACAAAAAAACCCUAAAAAACACGUUUGUCAAAACGGCUCGUAUCGAUGUAAAUUGUGAUUGUGAUAACCGCUAGUGGUUUUUGGAGGACAUGGAAUUUUUGACAAGGGUGAUAAAUAAAAUAAUAAACCAUUUUUGCUAAGAAAAACUAAGUGCAGGGACAGACCUUGCAAAAUAAAUACAUUGUUAGUAUUAAUUAGACGCUUAUGUAAAGGCAGAUGAAGCAAUAAUGACAUUGAUGGUUACAAUGUACAUAACGCAGUGGACUGUACAGCCAUUUGGUUUGAAACUGCGCAGCAGUAACUGGUAACGCUAAUUGCACCUGUGACAUUUACGUGCAGGUGAAUGGUAAAGCGGUAAGUGAAACGACUGACACCAACACGCUGAGAUAAUCCGUGUAUAGCGUUGAGGAUUGGCGACAACAACCAGAUCGUUAGUUCUCAAACAAGCCAAUGUGUUGCGAGGCUGAUUAUGUAGAGCUGAUUCUGGGCGUGUGACGAUGGGAGAAUGAAAACACCGCGAUCGCAGAUCAAGCUCAGAGGCCUCUGCUGAAGCAAGUGUAUUCUGAUAUUCCAGCGUCUCUCACCUGUGGUUGAAAAAAUUAGGCGCCAGUUAUAUUUGCGCUCAAUUCUAGAAUAUGAAAAAUAGGAAAUAUGUGUGUAUCUCUGUGAACAUGCAUGAUGUUUGUAGUGCUUUCUGACUGAAACAUAUAUUUUCUUUGAUUUAACAAUUUUAAUUGCUGUUGAAGUUUUACCUAAAAUAUGGACAUUCUACCCAGGCGUUCGCCAGUAGAAACGGAUUAACCCUUUCACCCCAGGAUCAUUCUGGCACGUGUAAGUGGCAGUACCCUGGAAAAGGAAGUUUAAAGCAGCGAGCAGAGACUUGAAGGGACUGUGGCGUGGUACUUGAGCAGGCGGCAUAUCCUUCAUAAAUCAUAGCCGGGAAUAAGACUACAGGAUGCCGGUCAGGAGAGGACAUGUGGCCCCCCAGAACACAUUCCUGGAUACCAUCAUCAGGAAAUUUGACGGGCAAAGUCGUAAAUUCAUUAUCGCCAAUGCACGAGUCGAGAACUGCGCCAUAAUCUUCUGCAACGAUGGCUUCUGUGGCAUGUGUGGAUACACACGGGCAGAGAUCAUGCAGAAACCGUGUACCUGUGACUUCCUGUACGGGCCACAGACCAAGAAGGGAGCCAUUGCGCAGAUUGCACAGGCCCUGCUGGGUUCCGAGGAUAGAAAGGUGGAGAUUAUCUUCUACAAGAAAGACGGUGUGUGGUUCCUGUGUCAGGUAGACGUGGCCCCGGUGAAGAACGAAGAUGGCACAGUUGUAAUGUUCAUCCUGAACUUUGAAACCAUGACAGAGAACGAGCUGCUGGACUCUCCUGAGAGGGAUGUCAACCACAAGGUCCCCUCUAACUGGUUCCCAGCAGGCAGGGCGCGAGGCUUCAGGCUGCGUUUUCCGAUGCGGCGCUCCCUGACAGCCAGUAAGCAGUCCCUGCCGCAGGAGGACCCAGACGCGGUGGUGGUGGACUUGUCCAAGCCCAGCAGUGAGUCUCUGGCCCUGGAGGAGCUGCUGUCCACUCCGGAGAGGAACUGCCUGGUGAGAUCUGAGCUGCAGCUGCCGGAAGACCAGCGAGCGCACAGUGACGGGGUGCUGGAGUCCCUGAACCUCUCCUACCCCCAGCCAGACCGCCUCAACCCCGACAUGUCCUUCUCCAACUGCAGCCUGACAUGCAGCCGCUCCCGUGAGAGCUUCUACAGCAUGCGCCGAGCCUCCUCCGUCGACGACAUUGAGACGCUGAAGACCGACUUUGACAAGAAAUUCUGCAAUCGUCAUGCCAGCACAGGUGGAAUGAAUCACAUCAAAACCACCCUUCUGAACUCCACCUCGGACUCUGACCUGAUGCGUUACCACACCAUCGGCAAGAUACCCCAGAUCACCCUGAACUUCGUGGAUUUCAAGGGGGACCCCUUCAUAGCCUCCACGUCCACGGACACGGAGAUCAUUGCACCGUGCAAGCUGAAGGACCGCACACACAACGUCACUGAGAAGGUCACACAGGUUUUGUCACUGGGUGCCGAUGUUCUUCCUGAGUACAAGCUGCAGGCUCCCCGGAUCCACAAGUGGACGAUCCUGCACUACAGCCCCUUCAAGGCAGUGUGGGACUGGCUGAUCCUGCUGCUGGUGAUCUACACGGCUAUCUUCACACCCUACUCAGCGUCCUUCCUGCUCAACGACCAAGAGGAGGUGAACCGCCGGGACUGCGGCUACUCCUGCAACCCACUCAACGUGGUGGACCUCAUUGUGGACAUCAUGUUCAUCAUCGACAUCCUCAUCAACUUCCGCACCACCUACGUGAACUCCAACGACGAGGUGGUGAGCCAGCCCGGCCGCAUCGCCGUGCACUACUUCAAGGGCUGGUUCCUCAUCGACAUGGUGGCGGCCAUCCCCUUCGAUCUUCUCAUUUUCCGCUCCGGAUCAGAAGAGACCACCACUCUGAUUGGCCUCCUGAAGACAGCCCGGCUGCUGCGAUUGGUGCGUGUGGCGCGGAAGCUGGACCGCUACUCUGAGUACGGCGCGGCAGUGCUCUUCCUCCUCAUGUGCACUUUCGCCCUCAUCGCGCACUGGCUCGCCUGUAUUUGGUACGCCAUCGGCAACGUGGAGCACCACUACCUCAGCCCACGGAUAGGCUGGCUGUUCAAUCUGGGAGACCAGAUUGGCAAACCCUACAAUGACAGCAACGCCUCCUCCGGCCCCUCCAUCAAGGACAAAUACGUGACGGCGCUCUACUUCACAUUCAGCAGUCUGACCAGCGUGGGCUUCGGGAACGUCUCCCCCAACACCAACUCCGAGAAGAUCUUCUCCAUCUGCGUCAUGCUCAUCGGCUCUUUGAUGUACGCCAGUAUCUUUGGGAACGUCUCUGCGAUUAUCCAGCGGCUGUACUCGGGCACGGCGCGCUACCACACUCAGAUGCUGCGUGUUCGAGAGUUCAUUCGCUUCCACCAGAUCCCCAACCCACUGCGGCAGAGACUGGAGGAGUACUUUCAGCACGCCUGGUCCUACACCAAUGGCAUCGACAUGAACGCGGUGCUGAAGGGUUUCCCAGAGUGUCUCCAGGCAGAUAUCUGUCUACACCUGAAUCGCAGCCUGCUGCAUAACUGCAAAGCCUUCAAGGGAGCCACCAAGGGCUGCCUGCGAGCGCUGGCCAUGAAGUUCAAGACCACGCACGCCCCCCCGGGCGACACACUGGUCCACGCAGGCGACGUGCUCUCCGCACUCUACUUCAUCUCACGCGGCUCCAUCGAGAUCCUGCGCAGGGACGUGGUCGUCGCCAUUCUGGGUAAGAACGACAUUUUCGGAGAGCCAAUCAACCUGUACGCUCGUCCUGGCAAGUCGAAUGCAGAAGUGCGGGCGCUGACCUACUGCGACCUUCACAAGAUCCACCGCGAGGAUGUGCUGGAGGUUCUGGACAUGUACCCCGAGUUCUCGGAUCACUUCUGGUCCAACCUGGAGAUCACCUUCAACCUCAGAGAUACCAACAUGAUCCCCGGAUCCCCAAGCAGCGAUGACUCUGACUGCGGCUUUAACCGGCUACGGCGCCGAAAACUCUCCUUUAGGAGGCGGACAGAGAAAGAUGACAAGAAUGCUGGUGAGAUAAAGAUGACCCAGAAACCUUUGCGAAGGGGGAGAAGGCAGGGUAGCAACAAACAGGGGGAGGGGAGAAAGCCAGAGUGGGAGGGUGCUCACAGCUCAGUCUCCUCCCCUUUGGAAUCCAGCGAAGAGGAGGGCGAGGGACCUCUGCUACAGGUCCCGCCCCCUCCCUCCACCAUCCUGGAGAUGUCCCCCCCCAAGGUCACACCCUCACAGCUCCACUUCAGGGGCACCCGAGAGGGAGAGAGGGACCCCAAGACAGGCAACACUUGUAAUGCACUCUCAGGAGCGUUCUCGGGGGUGUCAAAUAUCUUCAGUUUCUGGGGUGACAGCUGCAGUCAACAGUACCAGGAGCUGCCGAGGUGCACUGUGCCGCGACGCGCUCCAGGCAAUGCACCAACACACAGCAUCACACGACGGCAGAGGUCAGAAGUGGAGUGCAGGCUGGAUCUGCUCCAGAAGCAGAUGAACAGGUUGGAAUCCCGGAUGACAUCAGAUAUUGGUGCCAUCAUGCAACUGCUGCAGAGGCAGAUAGUCCUGGUGCCACCAGCCUACAGCACGGUGCUGUCUCCUUCACAGCCGGCACCCUACCCUGGCCUGGGAGAGAGGCUGGUGCAGCCUGUCCCCCCACUGGAGUCUGAUACUCUGGCCUCGCUUUCUCAGAUUUCUGAUUCCCUGAAUUUUGAAGAGUCUCCUCUGAAGUCCUGUUACUCUCUUCUGAGCACCACAGAGCUGCUGCCGAAGGAUCUUCCAGCAGAGACGCCUCUGGCUGGGGAGGCAUGCCAGACAGCCAGCCACACUGAAGCAGACCAGGAUCCCACAGGGGCAAAAUCCAGCCACGUGUGGCCACGCCGGCUCUCCUUGUCUGAGCAGCACAGAGGGGACCCCUUGGACACACUGACUCCCCAGCGGCACAGCUCGGACCCUGGGAGUUAAUGUUCACUCGAUAUAGCAUCAUGAGCUAUUUCGUGUUGUCCAACAUGAGGGGCAUCUGUAUUACUCUACAGUGGGAACAAAUAGCUUCUAGACAAAAUUCAAGUGUUUUAUUUCAUUUUAAGACUUUAGGACUUUUAGGAAACCUGGUAACUACUGAGAAAGGCUCUUCUGACAGACUUGAGAGGAAUUCAGGAGACAAAUGUUUCUACCUCUUUAGUAGGUACAUUUUGACUUCAGUAACUGCACAGAGAGAAAGUCUGUUUCCAAUCUCUGGUAGAGAUGUUAUGAAACACAAGUGAACAGGCCUAUAGAUAAGGAGCCACUGUUGCAAAGAUGAGGCACAGCGCAGUGUCUCAAGAACUCUUUGUUCUGAAAAACAAAUGUGAGCGCUGGAGGCACCUCAUUCCUUUGUUUGCCUUUCCUGCAAAGCUGACAUUCUUAAAAUAAUAAGAAAAAUAGCCAUUUGGUGUUGCACUGAAAUUCAGGGGAAUAUUCUUUCAUGGCCCUCACUACUUCUUGAAGGCGCUUCCUGACUGAAACUGAAAUGUUAAGAUGUUAGCAGGCCUAACAAUCAGUCACCCAUCCUAUACUUUCAGGGGAGCAUUCGCUGAAUUCACUGCUCCUGAAAGAAUAGCCAUUGGUUCUAACUGAGCAUAUCAAAUUCUCGUUGAAAAACCUUGUACAGAUUAUUCAAACAAAGUCAUAUAACAGUAUGCACAGCAGUUCAGAAUAGUAAGUUAUUUUAUGUGAAUAGGGUUUUAGCUCAAUGUGCAUGUCCAAUGCUCUGGCCCAUAAACUGGGUUUCUUCACUGAGGUGGCUGGUAUGUCAACGCUGGCAUUCGUCACCAAGCCUGGAGAUGUCAGAAAUGUUUGUGGUGUGGUGAGGGGGUAGCUAUCAACAAAAGAGGCAUAGGUCAAUAAGAGGUAACUGAAGCCUUUGAAGGGUAUAAAAGUGUGCUCCAGACCAGUGAAGAGAAUAGCUUGUGUGUUAUAGGGCUAUUCUGCCAUUUGGAGAUAUUUUGGAACUUGAGAGGGCUGCGCAGGCAGAGGUGUACAUUCUGCAGAGAUACAUCUGGAUCUACCGCUGCACCCUUAUACAGUUUUAGCCAGCGAUAGCCAGUUAUUGUCAAUCACAUUUUACAAAAGUUGACACAGCUACCACACCUCAUAACAAAGGUUGGCUUAUGUUGUCUUUUCUUUCACCAGUGAAAUCCCUUCAGUAGUCACCAGCUGAUAGAUUAACUUUCUUUAAAAAUUAAAAGAGAGCUCCCAAAUCCCCCCUUCAUGCUUUCAGGACAAUUCCUCUUGGCAUGUUUGACACAACCUGCUCCCAGUCAUCCGCAUUGCAUGAAUGAUGAAGACGUUAGCAAUAGGGAUGUGCAGACACCCAAGAAUCUCCUUUAACAUUGUUUAAGUCAGCAGGUAUAUUUAAUACAGAAAAGAAACCUGUUAAUGUAUUAAUUGCAAAACAUGAAAUUAUGAUUUUCCCGUCAUUUGCAGUCUGCACAUUAAUAAAAACCAACCAAUGAUAAUGAGACAAUGUUUUCUGGUAGUGAAAUUAAUAUAGAAUUAUCUAAUCAUUUGUCAGGUAGAGAGCAAGAACAACUCAAGGUCUCUCAUCUGAAAAUAAGGUGUUCUGCUUCAAGCUGUACCUGAGAUUUAGCUGUAAACAUUAAACCCGUCUUCUGUUGUAAAGGAACAGUCAAUUUUUACAUUAUUUGUGCAAACUUUUUCAACAAAUUUAUAAUUAGAAAAUUACAAGGCCAGCCUUGUCCUCUGUGUGCACAUCUUAGGAAUACAGUUAUAUCGACAUUAUUAUCUUAUUUAUGGAUGUUUGUAUAUUGCAACAUUUUGCCUGCUGCAUCUCUUUGGUUGCUCUUGUAAACAAGAUGCUGCCUCAUCCUAGUUAAUAAUAUUAUCCCUGUGAUAGGGAAGGGGUCCACUGACAGAAAGACGGAGACAGAACUGGCUCUGACACACAGCUCAGGUGCACACAUUUGUGUUUUAAAUAAACAAAAAGAAAUACUGUGACACGAUCAAAAAUGGUAGGUCAUGGGCAGAUAUACAAAACUUUACAAACAGAUAAAA